Leptosia nina is the source of this 213-nucleotide messenger RNA. The record is from the annotation of a GenBank genome assembly. NCBI's taxonomy places the organism in Eukaryota, Metazoa, Arthropoda, Insecta, Lepidoptera, Pieridae.
AUGGGCGAAAACUUGGUAGUCGCAGAUCAGUCGGCGUACGCGCUGCACAUGCCGCUUGAUACGACAAAUGUGCGAUUACCUUUAUCUAUUGUAGACUGCUUUUUAACUCCUAAGAUUGACAACCACCGAUAUUUAACCUUUUUAAUGACAUCUGCAAUAUUCAAAUUAUUAUUUUCUGUAUUUAGCUCUAAUGUUUUGGAAAGUUCUGGAUAA